CUUCAGGGAACUGUCUCUUCCACAGGAAACAGCCCUCAACCUGGUCAUACAUUAUUUAAGAAACUUUCUCUGUGCUUAAAUGAUAAAUCCCUCCCUCCCUUCGUUCUAUCUCAAUCAAACACCCGAUCCUUCUAUAGUUCUUUCUGUUCUUCUUUCUCCGAAUCCCCUUCUUCACUCUAUUUACCUCACAAUCGCCAAUAUCUUCAUAGGCUGUGACUAACUGAUGGCCCCAAUAACUUGUCUACGCGGCCUGAAAGUAGCAGUCACUGUGGCUUUCAUCUUUUUUCUCACAUUUAUACCUCCCAAAUCAGGAUACGGCGAGAGUUUAGCGCAGAAGGUAAUGGUGCUGGGAUCAAAGCCACCUGCUUGUGUGAACAAGUGCUUGAAUUGCAGGCCUUGCAUUGCUACGCUAGUCAUUCCUUCCCACCAAAGGAAGGGGAGUUUCGCUGCAUGGUCUCGUAAUGAAGAUGACACCUACUAUCUCCUCACAUGGAAAUGCAGAUGUGGGAAUAAGUUCUAUCAACCAUGAAUAUCUCAAUCACUCACCAUUCUGUUUGUAGAAAACUGUUACAAAUUAAAGAGCAGAAAAAGGCUCAUAUGGCAAGGCGCCUCUCGUCUCUCGUCUCUCGUAUCACUUGUAGUUUGCUGUAUGAUAUCAUUAGAUUUAUGUGAUUUCGAUCCCAUGCGGCCCUGCACUCCUUUACUUCAUCUUUUCUAAGAAAAUAUUAUUUUUAGAUAAGAUAUUUUUGGGUUGCUUUUUAGUCGCAUUGAAUGCUUGAUGCGCUUGCUGAUCAUAAUGAUCGGACUUUUUAAGCUAAUAAUAUAGUGUUUGGUUUGACGAUACCCAUAAAUUCCUCUAGUUUCAGCUACUGCCUUUAUUGCAUUUAUACGACAUCUAACAUGGAGCAGAAUUAAUCAUGUCUUCCCUUCGAUCCCUUUCUGACUCAGUACGUACCCUCAUGAUUGAGCAAGACUAAUAUGAUACGACAGGUCAAGAGCUUUUCAGAAACAAGCACGUACGUACGUAGCCAUAGAUGAAGAUCAUGAUCACGUCCAGCUUCCACAACCUGAGGAUAUAUAAAUGAUUCGUUUUAAAGCCAUGCUGAGAGGGUUUGGACGGAUGGAGACUCGUCAAAAGGACGUUAAUUGCUUUGUCUCGGGGAUUGCCUUUGAAAUUUGAAUAUCUAUCUUGUCCGUUGGUAGAAAGGGUUUCGA
Molecule: messenger RNA, 1215 nt
Organism: Juglans microcarpa x Juglans regia
Lineage: Eukaryota; Viridiplantae; Streptophyta; Magnoliopsida; Fagales; Juglandaceae
Product: EPIDERMAL PATTERNING FACTOR-like protein 8
Exons: 2
Coding region: 224-529 (101 amino acids)
Biological process (GO): stomatal complex development; guard cell differentiation
Source: RefSeq, a predicted model, not a curated record